UUUUUUUUUAAAUUUAGCUUUAGAAAAACUGUUCUGAACGCUAAACUAAGAAAAAACAUCAGCCAAUUUUAUCGAAUCUAAUCAUGCAUACUAAGCAAAUACCUAAACAGAUGAUUGGAUAAAACGGCUUUGGUGAUUUGAAGACCAAUUGGUAGCUAUUAAUAGUGUUUCAUAUUCUGGAAAGUUCCUGCUAAACAUGAAAUAUGACGGAAACAUUUUAAAUGUGCAGUUAUAUUGCACAAAUGUAACAUAUCAUAAAAACGAUCAAAAAUGUUUCAAAAACGUCUUUAGCGCACAUGAGAUUCAUGGUUCUACCGCCUCCCAUCGCGCAUGGCAUUUAUUAUCUUAUAAAACAUAACCACUAUCGUCUCUCCGCACAACGGAGGUUGUAUUAUUUCAUUUUUCAUUAUUAGAUUACUUGACUGGUUCAGCAAAAUAAGUGAUAAUAUAUUGGUAGCUUGGUCUCAUUAAGCGAUGUGUCAAUUGGGAGCCAACAAGAUAUAACACUUUCAGAGAAUGAUGUUGGUUCUAUAAUGAGCUAUGCAGAAGGGGACAAAUCCGCAAUGAGUUUCAUUAAUGAGUUGGCCCAAUUCAACGAUAUCUCUUAUUCGUAUGAGCUUGUUAGGGAAGAUGGACCAGCACAUAGCAAAACAUUUACAGUGACUUUAUAUCUCGGUGAUGAACAAUAUACCAGUGAAAUGCAAAGUAUUAAAAAAGCGCAGCAAGCUGCAGCAAAAACUGCGAUAAAAAGCACUAAAUACGAACACCCCCCAGUUAAAAUGAAGGAAAGCGAUAAGGCUUUAACACCUACUGUACUAUUAAAUAAUCUAGCUGCAAAACUGGGCUUGGUGGUUAGCUAUAAGCGAGUGUUCGAUGAUAUUGUGAGAGGGUCGAGCAAUAAAAAUGACGCAUUUUCACAUAAAAAGUCCUACUUGCAAAAGCUAAAUGAUACAGUACACAUGAAUGACACUAUUCAUGUAAGAAGAGAUGGUGGUGAUACAAAAGGACCAUUUAUAAUGAGUGUGGAGGUAAAUGGAAAGUAUUUUUUUGGAAAAGCUCAUACCUUGCAGAACUCCAAACAUGAAGCUGCAGCUAAAGCUUUGAAAAGUUUGAAAGAAGACGAGGAAAGUUUUUACUGCCACAGAGAAGAUGAUAAUUGCAACAAGAUCGGCCAAAAACCGAAAUCUCCAAUUUCAUUGGUGUAUGAGGCAGCGCAAAAGAGAAACUUAGGGGUUACAUUUGAGGUCAUAGAUGAAGUAGGUCCAUCUCAUAAAAAAAUAUUUACCACUAAAUGCGUCGUUGGAGAUCUAACAGUAACCGGUGAAGGAAAGUCAAAAAAAGAAUCUAAAAGAGUGGCUGCUGAAAAUGUACUAACUCAGUUAAUGAAAAUAACUGAGGUAAGUGGUAAACAUGUAGCUGAGCUACCGCGAAGCAAAAAGUCCAAUAAAAACAAAAAGAACAAAGUUAUCAAAACCACAUUUGAUAAGAUUGAAAGAAUGUUUGACAAUGCGGUAGAUUAUGGAAAGGGUUUAGUUGACACAGUUACUGGAAAUAAAAAGCCAACAGACGAUUCAAAAUCCCAUAAAAAUGAUGCCAGUAAAGCCCAUAGGUCUCCAACAACUGAACUAUUCAAAAUUGGAAAAAUUUUGGAUUUGAAUAUACAAUAUCUUGAUUUUGUGGAGCGAGCAAAAUCGUACUCGUUAUUGGACUUGGGAUACGAACCCCCUUUUAUAUGUUUGGGAGAAGGUGUAAGCCAAAAGAAUUCAAGAGAUUUAGCGGCUAAAUAUGGCACAAAGAUGUUGUAUAGAUUAGGAGCUUUAGAUAAUCUACUAGAUAAAUCGAUGAAAAUAAGCAAUGUGUUGGAUAAAGAAGAAGAAUUUGAAAUGUUGUGGUUGGAAGUUGCCAACAGUAAUGAAGAUAAGAAAGCGUGAGGACUUAGACGUGAGAAAUAACGAUGAAUUUUAAAACAUCUAUCGAUGGACUGCACAUUAGAAAACGUUUUAGUUAAAAGAAAUGUGUUCUUUGUUUAAUGUCAUUAGUAUUGACUUGAGAAAGUAGGCUUAGUUUAAAAAUUUUUAUAAUUUUUUCAAUUGUUUAUUGUUUUAUUUUUUAUUGAAAUAAAAUUGUUGAACGUAGUUCAGAUCCAAGUUUUAA
Dendroctonus ponderosae (mountain pine beetle) is the source of this 2154-nucleotide messenger RNA. Its product is annotated as maternal effect protein staufen-like. Bases 534 to 1931 code for a protein of 465 amino acids. The record is from RefSeq and is a predicted model, not a curated record. NCBI's taxonomy places the organism in Eukaryota, Metazoa, Arthropoda, Insecta, Coleoptera, Curculionidae. The transcript has 9 exons.